GUUGUAGACAGUGGUUACAGGAUGGAUCAGUGAGGAGGAGGAGGAGGAGGAGGAGGCAGCAGUGUCACAUCUGGAUGAUCUACGUGGCUGAUGGAGGAUGGAAUAAGCGGGACGUGCAGACUCCACUCUCUGGCCGGCGGACAGUCGCUCCUCCCGGGCAGCAGGCUUCAUGAGCGGCUCCCCCUCCACGUAGGUCCGCAGCAGGAUGAUGACCUGUCAGGUGCUGCGUGCUGCGUCUCGCUCCACAGCGGCAGCAGCGGCACAGCCUGGUUAUGUCGCGUCUGAGCGGCGUCAACUCCGAAGAAAUCACCUGAGUGAUCUUCAGCCUCCGCUCGGAUUAUUGUUGUUUCUUCUUCCACCUUCCCCCGCAGGUCUCCUCGCCGCCUUGUGACUGUCACGUCAUGACUUGUGCCCUCGGGAGCGUGAAGCCACGAAAGCGUCAGGAUGAAAACCCCUCGUUUUGACAAAGAUUAGGACUUCAUUUAGACGUCGCCAUGGGGAAGAGUUCGGACUGAAACCCUGGGAGAUAGAGUAACGCCAAGGAAGAGUGAGAGAAAGAGCGAGCAGGGGAGAAAUCAUGGUCAUCACCGAUAGAACCAACGGCACCCCUGUACCUAAAAAGGAGUCCCAGAAGAAGAAGAGGAGGAAGUCUCGCCCUCAUGGCCUUCCCUCUCCGGCACUCUGCUGUGCCUGUGGCCUAUGCAUCAUGCUGGCUGGACUCAACAUCACUCUGGUGGGAGCGUUUGCCUUCAGCACACUGGUGCCUUCUGCCAAUCCCCCGAUCAUCAUCGGACCUAUCCUACUGCUGGUGGCCUUCUCCUUUUUCGGGGCCUGUUGCGUCUGCAGCCGCCUCCCACCUCCCCACAGCUCGCGGAGGUCAAAGGUGGGAGGCAGAGGCACGGGAAUGAUGGGACACGGCGGGCUGACUGGCGGGGCAGCAUUUGAAAUUGAGACCAGCGAGCACACGCUGCAGGACACUACAGCUGUGCAGCUCAGCCCCGAAUCAUCCCCUGGGUCAUCCCGGGCGUCCAGCCCAGAGAGGGAGGCUCCCGAUGCAGCCCCACCAAGCUUCUGCAAGGUCUUCACCAUGGAGACCAACGGACCUUCUUCUAAUUCCGCCACUGCAGUCUACUCGGCCUCCACAGUGCCAGGAGGGGAGGUGAGGCUCAACCUGCCGCGUGAAGAAGUGGUCCCCUAGCAGAGAAGACACUGUUCCAAGGCCAGAGUGCUGGCAGUGUAAAUAUCCUUCUGGGUCGAGGGCUCGCUGAGUGAGAUUGUGUCCUCUAGUUUACGUCGUGCCAUAUUUCUGAUUGUGACAACUUCUUAAAAGUAUGCUUUUGAUUUCUCUUGCUGUGCAGCCCACUGGUGAUUAGCAUGCAACGUUGAUUAACACCCAAGUAUUUGUGGAACAGAGGUUUUGGAAUUUAAAUUCCUACCUCUCCUGUGCUGUUUUCCUCCAAGUCUUUGUUUCUGUUUUUUAACGUGGGGCAUUAUGAACAGUUGUGUCUGAAACAAUACUUCUACUAGUGGAAACCUCAAGUGUCAGCUGUGAUUUCGAGAGGCUCUCCUGAAAAAAAAAAUGUGAUUGUGAAUUUGGUCUGAAACUUUAAUGAUUUUAUGUGAAAGGUCGGUAGUGAAAGCCGUAGAGUUGAACUGUGCAGGUAUGUGAUGACAUUUGACAUUUUGAUAUGCCAUUCUCAGAGCUGAGCUUGUUUUGAGGGCAUACAAUAUUGCAUCUCACAGGGGUCCCAAGGCAAUAUAGUCCCACCUCCUGGUAAAUUGUAGGCAUUUACAGUUUUUUUCCCCAGUGAGUGAUUAUACAACACAACCAACACAUUUUGAAAUGGACAAUAGUGCAUAUAGUGUUUUUACAUGUAAGUGUGUGCAAUGUUGGCUUGUGGACGCAUCAUUCUUGUAGUUUGACAAACAAGAACACUGUGAUUAUAAUGUUUCUCACCAAAAUCUCUGCAGACUCUGAUUUCACAUUUUUAUUGACGGUAACUGUAACUUAAAUCUCAGUUUCAAGGUAAGGCUGGGCGAUAUGGCCAAUUUUUUUAAUAAAAUAAUCAAGAUUAAAUUGUUCACAUCAAUCGAUAUCGAUAUCGAUAACUAUCACGAUAAAUCUCACAUUAUUAUUUAUUUUCAAUCUAAAGACAGAUUUUUUGCCCCUGUGAGAAUGUUGUGGUUUUAAACUCGAACAUAGCUGAUGUAGAUCAACAGACCUCAACAGAGGUUUUCCAAAAGUCAAAAUCCCAUUCAUUUUCUGAAAAGAGAAUUUCAUUAUCAGCCAUAAUAUUUUACCUAUCCAAGGUAGACAUACCACAAGCAAGGAGAUUGUGAAACAAUGGUAGAUGCUCCUGUAGAAGCCACAAGUCUGUGUGAUAUGAAGUAUGAUGUAAGAAAAACUGGUUUUAUUUGCGAAGAACUACAAGGCAACCCGCAAUCCUUGGGUAUAAUAGUGAUGUCUGUAAUUGGUGGAUCCCACUGUUACCAUGGAAAUGCUUAUCACAACUGCAAAAAUGUUGUCGGCUAUGAUUGGAUGGUUCUGCGUGACAUUAUGUUUGCCACAGAGUAACCAUGAUUUUGGUUUAUGGGACGUGUAGUGUUUUUUACCCUUAAAAAUAAUUAUGUACACAGUCUUGUACCUUUGCCUUUUCCCCCUUUUACAAGAUAAUCUUUUCCUCUAAAUUAAAUGUUUUAUGGUCACGAUUUACAUUCAUCUCCAGGAUUAAGCUCUUUUAACAAGAAUUUUCUGUUUUUGUUUUGUUAUAAUGCUAUUGAGGAAAAUUCAACUGAUAUUGUUUGAUAUCAUCAUAAGUUUUUCAGUGAUUUCGAUACAGUGUAAUGCAGUUUGGAUCUUGAGCCAUGUGGAACAGAGACUUACGUAAUGUGUCAUGUGGAUGACAUAAUUAUUAAGAAAGUGAAUUUACAGUGUGAUUGUCCACAAAAAGAUCAUAAUGUGACAUUGUAACCCAAAUUAGAAGAUGUUAAUUUUCAUUUUCCCAUGUGUAACAUUUACUUCCACUGGACCUAGUAUACACAGCAUCUAUGGUAAAGCCAAGAGCGAGUUUGAAUAUUCAGCUUGCAUAAAAAGUAUUUGUUCCCCAUCACUGUGAUGUCUUUGUCAGUUAUAAACCUGACUGAUAUAAAAAAAAAAAGACAUUCAAACCCUGAUUUCCUUUGAAAGGAAAGUUGCCUUAGACUGACACAUCAGGAUCAAACUAAUGAGGGCUAAAUAAAAAUGCACAAUAGCAGUUUUCUUCAGAAAAGCCUUUAUUUGGCUCUGGAUUUCUAUUCCAUGUUGUGUGGAAAAGCCUCAGCAGCUUGUUUUUGUGGAUGUAAUAAAUGCAUGCAAAUGGCUCCUAGGUGUUCCAACUCAGAAAUAUCUAGUUGGACAUACAGCCACUGACCUGAGCAUAAAAUGUUAUCCUCCAUUUUCUGUGACAAGAGAGACGAGCCGUUUCUCUGUCAAAGCCAAACCAGAGGGCUGAGCUUAAUAUUUGCAUGUUCAGAGAACUGAAUUAUGGAAAUCGCAAACAUCCUGUUGUGAACUAUUUGUGUUUUAUGUGUGUUGAAGCUUGUGUAGCACUUGAUACAAACAUUUGAAAAUUUAAAGGAUAGAGUAUUUUUGUGAAGACUAUCAUUUUUCUUGAUUUUAAAGUAUCCGAUCCAAAUGUGAAUCCUUCAAAAUAUCUAUAUAUAAAUAAAUAAAGAAGCUCUUUCAGUACAACAUGAACCUUUCUCAUUAUGUAUGUGUGGCAUGACACCAUGUACUUGCUACAUUGCAUUUUGUGUCACCAUGAAGUGAAAUGAAUAAAAAAUGUCUGACUGGG
Hippoglossus stenolepis (Pacific halibut) is the source of this 3833-nucleotide messenger RNA. It is a transcript of the gene tmem275a, whose product is annotated as transmembrane protein 275a. The record is from RefSeq and is a predicted model, not a curated record. Bases 578 to 1198 code for a protein of 206 amino acids. The transcript has 2 exons. Lineage: Eukaryota; Metazoa; Chordata; Actinopteri; Pleuronectiformes; Pleuronectidae.